ACUUUUUUUUUCCCACAUCUAGGGGAUAGGACCAAUUAUGUCAAUCUUCCCCACGUGAUAGCUAUGGUGGGUCUGCCAGCUAGGGGUAAGACGUACAUAGCCAGGAAACUGACUCGUUAUUUGAACUGGAUAGGCAUUAAUACAAGAGUGUUUAAUGUUGGAGAGUAUCGAAGGCAAGCCACGGAGGCAUACAGAAACCAUGAUUUUUUUCGACCUGAUAAUAAAGAAGCCAUGGCUAUACGCAAUAAAUGUGCAAUGGAUGCUCUGGAAGACAUGUGUAAAUGGUUAGAAGAUGAUGGGGAAGUAGCA
Messenger RNA from Limulus polyphemus (Atlantic horseshoe crab), 309 nucleotides. RefSeq names its product 6-phosphofructo-2-kinase/fructose-2,6-bisphosphatase-like. The annotation marks the transcript as partial. Gene Ontology annotation, molecular function: ATP binding; 6-phosphofructo-2-kinase activity; fructose-2,6-bisphosphate 2-phosphatase activity. Gene Ontology annotation, biological process: fructose metabolic process; fructose 2,6-bisphosphate metabolic process. NCBI's taxonomy places the organism in Eukaryota, Metazoa, Arthropoda, Merostomata, Xiphosura, Limulidae. The record is from RefSeq and is a predicted model, not a curated record. The transcript is spliced from 3 exons. Gene Ontology annotation, cellular component: cytosol.